Messenger RNA from Macadamia integrifolia, 564 nucleotides. Its product is annotated as probable LRR receptor-like serine/threonine-protein kinase At5g65240. Gene Ontology annotation, molecular function: protein kinase activity; ATP binding. Gene Ontology annotation, biological process: protein phosphorylation. The coding region runs from base 1 to 564 and encodes 187 amino acids. The transcript is spliced from 3 exons. NCBI's taxonomy places the organism in Eukaryota, Viridiplantae, Streptophyta, Magnoliopsida, Proteales, Proteaceae. The record is from RefSeq and is a predicted model, not a curated record.
AUGGAAACCUUUCGACAGUCAGCUGAUUCCAAUGAUCAUUGUGAAUCUGACAAUAAUAAUACAGAUAUGUCCAAGAAUUUAAGGCUUGGAAUUAUUGGAGCAGUAAUAGGUCUCCUCUUUCUUGGAGGCUUCUUGUUUUUUGUGUGGAAGAGUGGGCAUAAGGGGUACAGACGUGAUGUCUUUGUCGAUGUUUCAGGUGAAGAUGACCGACGAAUUGAAUUUGGUCAAUUGAAAAGAUUCGCAUGGAGAGAGCUUCAAUUGGCUACAGACGACUUCAGUGAGAAAAAUGUUCAUGGACAAGUUGGCUUUGGAAAAGUAUACAAAGGGGUGCUAGCCGAUAAUACAAAGAUUGCUGUGAAGCGGUUGACUGAUUGUGCAAGUCCGGGGGGAGAGGCAGCUUUUCUAUGUGAAGUUGAGAUGAUAAAUGUCGUUGUUCACAGGUAUCUUUUACGGCUUAUUGGGUUCUGUACAACACUAUCAGAAAGGCUUUUAGUUUAUCCAUUUAUGCAGAACCUAAGUGUUGCCUAUCGCUUACGAGGUAUAGGUUCUCUGCUAGUUGUUUGA